AUGCCUGACAAGUGGGAUGAAGAAUCGUCCUCCGAGGAGUCACCCGAGCCAACACCCGCACAAAAUACCAGUUCGAACCGAAGAAAGUUUGACGACGAAGAGGAUGAUGAUGAAGUCUUAGAUUCCUGGAGUGCUGCCGAGGACUCUGAAGUCGAACGCGAAAAGGCAAAGGUUGAAACCGAACGAAAAGCCAAGGCCGAUGCAUUGGCUGCAGCAAAUAAGAAGUCGAAAGCCCAGCGUGUCGCUGAAAAGCAAGCCGAGAGAGCACGCGAACUCGCAGAUGGUAGCGAUGAGAGCAGUGAAGAAGACGAGGCUUCAAGGAGAGAACGCCUUCGACGAACUGAACAAGAUUCCGACUUGAAGCACGCGGAGGACCUUUUCGGCAACAUUGGUAUCAAUUCCCGUAAGGACACAAGUGCUGCGAAUGCAGUGCAAAUCGAUGAAAAGAAUCCUGCCGCCACCGUUGAUCUGACAACGCUCCCACUUUUCGAUCCAAGAACAAAGCCGCAAUUUGAGAAGCUCCGCGAAACUCUCGUCCCGCUCAUUGCUAAUAACGCCAAGAAAGCACAAUAUACCAUUUUCUUGCAAGAAUUCACCAAACAGAUCUCCAAGGAUCUUCCAAGUGAUCAAAUCAAGAAGAUCGCCAGUACACUGACAGCUUUGGGUAACGAGAAAAUGAAGGAGGAGAAGGCAGCCGAGAAGGGAGGAAAGAAGUCCAAAGCACAGAAAACCAAGACUACCUUGAAUACAAGCAGAAACAUGACAUCCAAUACUGACACCCAGGCUUACAAUGAAGAUUUUGGAGAGUAA
This is a messenger RNA of Sclerotinia borealis F-4128, 810 nucleotides long. NCBI's taxonomy places the organism in Eukaryota, Fungi, Ascomycota, Leotiomycetes, Helotiales, Sclerotiniaceae. The record is from the annotation of a GenBank genome assembly.